Molecule: messenger RNA, 780 nt
Organism: Neoarthrinium moseri
Lineage: Eukaryota; Fungi; Ascomycota; Sordariomycetes; Amphisphaeriales; Apiosporaceae
Exons: 2
Coding region: 1-780 (259 amino acids)
Cellular component (GO): membrane
Source: RefSeq, a predicted model, not a curated record
AUGGCCCCAUCUGAGAAUAUGGACUUCAAGUGUGCGCUUGUUACCGGAGGCGGCGGCGGCAUCGGGAAAGCCAUGUCACAGUACUUCAUCUCGCAAGGCAAGAAGGUCAUCAUCGCUGGACGGACGGAGUCGAAGCUGCAACAGACAGCGAAGGAGAUCGGUGCAGCUGGGUAUUAUGUGCUGGACACAGGAGCUGUGUCGGCGAUUCCGGAAUGUAUCCAGAAUAUUGUCAAGGAACACCCGGAGCUGGAUUGCCUGGUGAACAACGCCGGUGUGCAGCGUCCGCUGGAGGUGUUGAAGCAGGACCCAAGCGACUUCUUGCAGAAGGCAGACCAGGAGAUUGACAUCAACAUCAGGGGUCCGAUGCAUCUUGCGUUAGGAUUGCUGGAGCACUUCAGGCGCAAGCCACAUGCGCUCAUAGUCAACGUUUCGAGUGUGCUGGGCUUCAUCCCAUUCUCAACGGUCAACCCAGUGUAUAAUGGAACCAAGGCGUGGCUGCACUUCUGGAGCAUGGCAUUGCGGACUCAACUCAGAGGUACAGACGUGAGGGUUGUCGAGAUUGUGCCCCCGACAGUAGCUACCGAUCUGCAUCGGGAGCGUGACAACCCGGAUGACAACAAGAAGGAAAACAACCCUAACGCGCUCACCGUGGAUGAGUUUAUGGAGGAGGUAGCUAAGAAACUUCAGAGUGGCGAUGAUACGAUCGGUGCGGGUAUGGGCGCGGGCAUCGUGGAGGACUGGUAUAAAGCGUUUGGCGCAAAGUACGACGAGAUGGCGUGA